AAGAUGGUGAGUGUCCCUGAGCGGCUCGCCGGCUUCCCUCUCCCCGCUCAAUCCGCCGCCAUCCGCCCUGCUGGCCGCCUGGCCCGCGCCGGCGGAGGCCGGAGCUGGUGCCGCGGGGCCUGCGCUCGCCGGGCCGCCGGCUAUUGGCGGGGGGCAGCUCGAGCCUGAUUACCCUGGGUGGGAGCGGGCGGUGGGACAGAGCCGGGGGCCUUGCAGGGAGCGGGCCUCUAGUCGGGCCUUGAAGGGGGAGGGGCAGGGGUGAGACCCGGGCGGGGGGGAGCAAGUCGCGGGGGCGGGUGCUUUCCUUUAACUGCAGGCCCAUGCGGGGCUGGGGGUGUUCCCUGUACCCCCCACUCCCCGCCCCAUUGCUGGGCGGUACCCCUCUGCUGGAAUCGGGGUGGCGGGUGGUUAAGCCUGCAGCGGUGUGUUUCUCCAAGCCUGGCUGGCCGGUGAUCAGGGUGGCGGGGGGGACGGGACGGGACCCCGAGAGCCAGAAAACAGGGGGUGCUGCUCCCCCGCUUUGCUCUUGGCUCAUUUGUAUUGCGCUCUGGCCGUGAGCUUCCCAAGGUACAAGGCGCUGCUCUCGAGGCUGUUCCCUUUCUGUGGGGUUUAGGGUCUGGAAGAGGGGCAGAAACAGGUAGCCUUGGGAGAGCUAGGGGAGAGAAUAAUAUUCCUCUCUCCAUAUUCUGAUUUCCACCCAUGUUCUGUGGGCCUCGUAGAGGAAAAGAGGGUCGGUCUCCAGGAGAGAUUUGCAUGAGAGAGCUUGGGGCCUGAUGUACUAAGGUUUGGGAUGUCAUGCUGAGCCCAGGGGCAGUAAAAAUGGCAUAAGACUGUUGCAGAAGGAAAUAACAUGGGAAUCAAAGCUAGCAUGAUUGCACUGAUGAGGAAUGGGUGUAGAGAGAGGAGAGACCUCAGAUGUGGGCUAAGCGCACCAAGAAAGUUGGGAUUGUGGGUAAAUAUGGUACCCGUUAUGGUGCUUCCCUCAGGAAAAUGGUAAAGAAAAUUGAAAUUAGCCAGCAUGCCAAGUAUACCUGCUCCUUCUGUGGCAAGACCAAGAUGAAGAGGAAAGCUGUAGGUAUCUGGCAUUGUGGAUCCUGUAUGAAGACAGUAGCUGGUGGUGCCUGGACCUAUAACACCACCUCUGCAGUGACAGUCAAAUCUGCCAUCAGAAGACUGAAGGAAUUGAAAGACCAGUAGAACCUUCUACCUGUUACCACGAUUCAUACCUUCCUUCUCCAGUGUCUGAAAAUCUCUACCAUUCCUUUGUCAAUAAAAAGGGUGUAGUGGAA
Messenger RNA from Chelonia mydas (Green sea turtle), 1289 nucleotides. RefSeq names its product ribosomal protein L37a (gene RPL37A). The record is from RefSeq and is a predicted model, not a curated record. Gene Ontology annotation, cellular component: ribosome. Lineage: Eukaryota; Metazoa; Chordata; Testudines; Cheloniidae. The transcript is spliced from 4 exons. Gene Ontology annotation, biological process: translation. Gene Ontology annotation, molecular function: structural constituent of ribosome. The coding region runs from base 916 to 1197 and encodes 93 amino acids.